AUGUUCAACAAUUAUCCUAAUAAGUUCAGGGGAGUAACGUUUCUUAAAGGAGUAGCGUUAACUUAAAAGAUAACAUACUAGAGAAGAGGUUAUUGUCACAUGUGACUAGCCGGUUCCAUUAUUUUUUUAGCACUUUGAACAUAUAAAAAUUGAAAAAUUAUAAUUCAAGAAUAAAAAAAGGAAUUUCGAGUGUUCUGGGGCGGAGCGUCACGGUCGAAAGAAACAAAAAUAAUUGUGUUUUGCGGGCUUGGCCUUUUUGAGAUUCACGGCCGUGCGCUUCAAUUGCAGCUUUCGACCUUUUUUCCUUUUUUUUCACUCGGUCAAUAAUUCUAUAUUUUCUAUUAAGACUAGUUUUUACAGGGUCAGAAGGAUGUGGAUUUUCGGCUAUGGUUCUUUAAUGUGGUACCAAGAUUUUUCCUUAUGAGCGGGUGUGCGGGUUUUUUUCGUUUCAAAAAGCGUUUUUCUGUAAAUAAAAAAAUGUUCCAAAAAUAUAUGAUUUUAAUUGAUUAAUGUUAAAGAAUUUUCUUACAAGUAUAAGAUUUUUUUAAUUGAUUGAUGCUGACGAUCACUUUAACUUUUGUAAGCUUAACAUUAAUUUGCACUUUUGGAUGUAAUAUGAAAGCUUUUUGAGUCGCUCACCGGAACCGUUCGAAACUUCGCCCGCAGAUUUUGGCAGAAGAGUCCAGAUCACCGAGGAACUCCGGAAAGUGUGCGUUAAUCUUCAAACUUCUUGUUUCUCUCAUUUUUGCAAGGACUUUUUUUCACUAACACACACGAAUCGGGCAGGGGUAUCGCGAUAGGGUCAGUAGUCUAUUAAAACUUCUGAAGUCUAACGAGGGUACCACGGUUAUACCAUGCAAUUAUAGAAAAAUGCGAUAGACUUGCGGUAUACCACUCAGCUAUACCGGUAGAGCUUCGAUAGUGCUGAAGUAUAUACCGGAGGUAUGACGAUGAACAUGUUAUUAUACCAUCCUGAUCCAUUUUGAGAUAUAUGCUUGGAAUACUUUUUUUUACCGGACUUCGAAUCGUCUAUGCAACAACUUUCUUAAUAUUUAAAAUAUGGCUCAAUUUUUCAAACGGCAUCGAAAUCGUUUCUCUUUCAAAGAACAUUAUCAAUGUCGUUCUUCGUUCAAAAUAACACCUCAAGAGAAAUUUCUUUUUAUUUUUUUACAGCCUGGCCGAACGGUGACUCUGGUACCAGAAAAAGACGCCGUCGUCUGGGGAAUAGCGUUCAAAGUUCCAGAAGAACAUGUCGUCGCCACUAAAGCUUACCUGGAUCAUCGAGAAAAAGCAGGUUACGAGGUUCAUUUGAUGCGAUACGAAUUUGAAAUUUAUCGCUAAAAGCUUUUCAGAAUGUUAGCGUUAUGUUCCAGCCAGACGAUCCAAAUAUUGAACCCUUUAAUGUUGAGGUUAAAUAUUAAUUGAGUCCUUCCGUCCUACAGUGUUUCUCAAGGUUUACAUGUCGAUAGACGCUACUAGUGAACACCAUGCAGGUCCCGCGAAUAUUGAUGAAAUCGCAAAUAUUGUGAGAAACUUAUUGGGUUUUCGGGCACCUAAUGCUAAUUUUUGAGGUAAUUCGAAGUCACGGACCUUCAGGUCCGAACAUUGAGUAUGUUUUGCGGGUUGCUUUGAUUUUAAGAGAAAAGGUAAAGUCAUAUUUUACUUAGUUCAGCCAAGGCUUUCAGGGAUCUCAUGUGCCCGACGAACACGUUUUCGCGUUGGAGAAGAGAGUUCUCGAACUGAGCAAAGAAAAUAAACUAGGAGUCGAAAUUCUUCGGAAAUUGGGGUAUUCAGAGUCAGUUUUCCUUUACGAGAAUCAAAGUUAUUAAUUUUGAUUAAUUUUUUUCUCUUUUUCAAAAGAAUUAUUUUUUUCAUAGAAUACACGAAUAAUUAUAAAGGGGAUUCCAGAAAUCGUGAUAAGAAAGAAAGUGGAAGUAAAGGAAUUGUAGCCGAAUAGGAAGGAGCAGUUCGCUCUGUGGAAAAUAUAAAUUUUAGGAUAGUGGCAUUUUUUUCAGUUUAAACCUUGAAUUGGAAGAAAAAAUUUCUUAAAAUUCUGUCAAAAGCAUAACAUUUUUCUUUUCUUAGUUUACACGCUAUUAAUAUUUUCAGCAUUAUUUUUAAUAUCAAGAAGAAAAAAUUAAGUCAGUUGUUUAUAUUAUUGGUAUUAAUAGUUGAUGCAUUUUCUGCUUUCUAUCGUUUUAAUUAAUUUCAAUAAAGUUAAAAAUCAAAAUCAAAAAAAAAUUCGCGUUCUUUUUAGCACCGGAAUGAGAAGUACCUUGCAUAAAAUUACAUCGAUAUUUAUUCAAUUUUAAAGUAUUUUAUUUGAACCGAAAAUUAUUCUUUUGAUCUUCCCAUCAGUUCUCCAUCUGAAGCUUUUCAGUUAACCUACCUCAUAAUACCCAAAAAGUAACCCUAAUCUUUUUUUUCAGAAUGGGAGAUCUUGCCGAGGCCGUCGAAAAAUGA
Caenorhabditis auriculariae is the source of this 2463-nucleotide messenger RNA. NCBI's taxonomy places the organism in Eukaryota, Metazoa, Nematoda, Chromadorea, Rhabditida, Rhabditidae. The record is from the annotation of a GenBank genome assembly.